Xyrichtys novacula (pearly razorfish) is the source of this 7313-nucleotide messenger RNA. NCBI's taxonomy places the organism in Eukaryota, Metazoa, Chordata, Actinopteri, Labriformes, Labridae. The record is from the annotation of a GenBank genome assembly.
GGCCUGCUUCGUCCCUCCGUGCAGCUUUGACUGCAGAGGCUGAGCUCAGCGGACUUUCUGUCUGUUAUUAUGUCCACGACCCGCCAACACCCAGACUCAUCUCUGCACAGCAGCACCUCCUCUAAUGACCGUGUGCGCAGGUGAAACAUGAGUCACGCGUGAAGCUCUGCAGGAUGUCUUUUAAGGUAAAUCACGUUUUUCCAUCCUCAGCUCCUCCAGGCUGCAGACGGAGCCUCAAAGAGACAUCCGAUUUCAGCCGCUUCCUCCCGCAGUCUGCAUCCUCCUCAUGUCCAGGUUGAUAUUACGACUCUGGGGAUUUAACUGCAGGAAAACGGCGUGAGGUGGAAUUAGAUUCCGUGUUUAUGGACUUAAAUGGAACAGUUUAAGUCUGGCUCUGCGUGCAUGUGCAGAGAUAACCACAUAUAAUGGGCUAUAAUCCGUCCUGUGGUCAAAGUCAGACUCCUCACAUCAGAAUCACUGAAAUCCCUGUAAUCCUGUCUGAAAUAGAGUGUUUGUCUGGUAACUGAUCACCUGACACACCUGAUCAGACUCUGUGAACCUGCAGACACCCUCUGUUGUUGUUUACUGUGAGUGUGUGUAAGACUAUAAUGGUGGUCUGAGGUCAGAGGCUGUUGUGUGUGUUUACUCUGCAGAGGGAAACACCCCUGGCUAAUGCUGUGUUUUGGGCAGCGAGGAAGGGGAACCUGGCUCUCCUACAGCUGCUGCUGAACAGCGGCCGAGUGGAUGCUGACUGCAGAGACAGUGUGAGGAUGCCGUGCAUGUCCUGGCUGCUACGCUGCACGCUUUACCCAUAACCCACCUGUGGUAGGGAGGCAGAGGGACUCACCUCUGAGCUGCAUGUGUGUUUGGGUAUCAUCUCAACUUUACAUUCAUACAUAAACAUAAAGUGUGAAAGUUUCUUGAGAUCAGCCUGCAGAAUUUUGCGGAUUUAUCCUCUCAAAAGUUCGUUUCCACUGCAGGAAUCAGAGUUUAAAUUAAAUCUCAGGCACUUUAUUUAUAGCUCUCUCACCCUGCAUUCAUGUGGUGUCAGCCUUUGCACCCUUUUACAUUAGUAAAAGUGAAAGCAGUGAAAAACCUCCCUCUGCUUCCAGAGUAUGUGUUGCUGGCAGUCUUAUCUGUGUUAAAAAGUGUAAGUGACAAGACUUUGGUCAAAUUAUACUCUGGCAGGCCGCCCAAAUAUCAUCUGUGUGUGGGGAACACUGGCAAUGCCUAAGCAAAUGCCAAAUCUUGUCUACAUCUCUGCACCUUUAUUCAGCCACAGACAGAGGACACAUGACAUUCAACAGAAGUAGUCAAAGGCAGAUAGCACCCUCUGCUGGUAUCAAUAGUCAUUUUCAUCUCACCAAUUGAAAGGGAUCUUCCGGCAUAAGAUUAAUUAAGGGUUAAACACAGUGUAACACCGAGUUAGACACCCCCUCAAGAGAUGAAUGUUGCUGACCGCUUGCUUCUCUAUUUAUACCAACUUUAGUAACGACCGCAUGAUAGCAAUACACAGCAAUCUGAGUAGCCACACACAAACCUCAACCAAAACGCCGCUCCAUAGCCACAAAUAAUGCUCAGAAUAGCACCUAACUUCAUCAACAGUACAUUUAGGGUCCUAGCCAUAGUACUAGCUACCAAACAUCUUUUUAACUUUGCCUAAUUUCUUUAGCAAAGAGACUAAAUAUAACCCACUCUCUUCCAGCAGCCGCUUGUUUGUAGCAAAACCUCGGGCCAGUCCAGUGCGGACUGAUGCAGGGUGACGCGGCUCAAGGAAGAACAUUUAUGGUCAUUUCUUCAUGGAAAUGCAAUCAGACGGAGACGCUAAGGCAGAAGAACUGCCACGUCUGCAGUGCAAAAUGAUUAAUAUGAUUAUUAUUACCUCAAGGAAAUGAUAAAGAAAUGAUCAUAAAUGUUCUUCCUUGAGCUGUGUCACCCCGCAGCAGUCCAUAAUGGAUUGGCCCGAGGUCUCACUACAAACAAGCGGCUGCUGUAAGAGGGUAGGUGAGUUGUAUUUAGUCUUUUUGCUCAAGAAAUAAGGCAAAGUUAAAAAGUUGUUUGGUGGCUAGUACUAUGGCUGGGACCCUAUAUGUACUGUUGAUGAAGUUAGGUGCUGUUCUGAGCAUUAUUUGUGGCUACAGAGUGGCUUUUCGGCUGAUGUUUGUUUAUGGCUCCUCAGACCGCUGUGUAUUGCUAUCCUGCAGUUGUUACUAAAGUUGGUAUAACUAGAGAAGCAAGCGGUCGGCAACAUUCAUCUCUCGAGGGGGUUUCUAACUCGGUGUUAAGGCGUGUUUGACCCUAAAUUAAUUUUACACUGGAAUAUCCCUUGAAGUUCUUCCAUUUGGGCUGAUUUUCAACUAUCUUGGAAAUCCAGUUGAACCCUUGAAUCCUAAAAUCUAUUUUAUUCUGUCUAUGAGGAUUUUCCGACCUCAGUGGAAAUGCAGAUGAUAAUUGUUCUUUAUAUUAAUGUCAAACUCUGCUUAAGUUGUUCCUAGGAAUCGAAGUUCUGGGUUAAUUUUGGUGGAAACACAGCAAAUGUUGCUAAUUUAUUGUCUCCAUAUUGUUGUUUUCAGUAUGGGACCACAGCGCUGAUGGUGGCGUCGUACAGUGGCCAUAAUGACUGUGUCAAAGAGCUGAUCAUGCAUGGAGCAGAUAUUAACUAUCAAAGAGAGGUAUGAUGAGAAAAUGAGCUUUUGUUUGCCUCCAAGUACUUUAAAUGACUCCUAAAAUCACUCAAUGAGAACAGUGUUGGAUGUUUUAGGUAUUUUCUACUGAAAUCGCAGAGAGCAAUGAACCUUUAUGUCAUUAUUCCGAUUUCUGACUUUUGAAAAAGUAAGAAAAGUUUGAAAAGUCUGAGAGAAGCAGAACAAAACUAAACUUUAAAUAUGAAAUUACCAUUGUUUUGCUCAUUGUGAGGAUGAAGUGACUUGUUCAAUGUUUACAGCAGGCAGUGAUGAGCGAAGGUCUUAAAUUAAUAAUGAGUCCCUGUGCUUUACCACACUCAGAAAACAGAACGAGUAAGCUUUUAGGAGAGGUGUGUCCAGGUAGCCCUAAUUGUCAACUGCACAGACAUUUGACAAACAGGAAAAACAUUUCAAAGUUGUUUUCCAAAAGGUUUUUUGUGUUCAAUUAUUAUUUAUUUUUUUGCAUUUUUUAUGAAAUAUUGUUCAGUUUAAUUAAAUACUUUUGCUUUAAACAACAUUUUGGGGGGUAAUGUAAGAUACAUUCUGUUGAUUUUGAAAAAAACAUUUUUUGUAUGAUCAAGUUUUUUGUGAUUUGGGUUUUUUGAUAGAACAGUCUUUUUUGUUUGAUAAAAUGUUUAUGCAUUAAAUAAAGUGUUUUUGCAUUUCAUCAAUAUUUCAUUUUUUUGUAGAAUAAUUUAGUUUUGAUGAUAUAGAAAAUGUUUUUGUGUUUAUGGAAUUUUUUUUAUUUUUUUAUUGUCAUGGGAACUUCAAAGAAGGGCAGGCAAAACGCAGGGACAAAAAAACAUGCAGUGUACCAGGAAAUACGUUUUUGUUAUGUAACAUGUUUUUUUGUGUUCAUUAAAAGCUUUUGCAGUGGCUCCCUUAUUGCAUGUAUAAGACAUCUCCACAGCCCAGCACUGACAAAAACAGGCAGUAAAAGGGUUUGUUUGUACUCUGAAUAAAGGCAGCAUUAAAAUUCAAAAAACAGUUUUAGUUUUGAUCUUUUUAUAGACUGCUGAAUAAGAGGUACAAAAGAACAGAAGAGAUUUGUCAAGUUCUUAAGGGAAGAAUUUAGAAAGUUUCUGGUUCAGUCAGGAUAAAAAUAUAUAUUUUUUAUCAUCUUGUCUAGACAGGUUCGACCGCUCUUUUCUUCGCCGCUCAGCAGGGACACCACGACGCGGCAAAGCUCCUGUUUGAAUUUGGAGCAUCCACUGAGUUCCAGACGAAGGUACACUGCUGUGAAGUCUGUGUGUAUUACAGAGGGGAAGGUGGAAGGAGCUGCAGGCUGGGAGUCAGAGAGUGAAAAUAAGGAGACUCAAAUGAUGCCUUGCCCCUCAGAGAUCUAAUAAUCUAAGAUUCCUUCUGCAUCCUACAGCUCAGACUGAUGAGCUGUUUUUCUCAGUGAAAGAUUGUUUUUUGUGUGGCAGGAUGGCGGCACGGCUCUCACUGUCGCCUCUCAGUACGGACACUCCAAGGUGGUUGACAUCCUGCUGAAGAACGGGGCCAAUGUCCAUGAUCAGCUGAAUGUGAGCAUGCUUUCCCAGCCUCUGAAGAUGGCUGUUUUCCCUCACAUUUAAAUGCUACAUGUACUUCGAAUGAGAAUUUACCAAUUUUUACCUGCUGCAGUCUCACAUGAGCUCACCCUGACUUUUUUGUGGACGGUUUACUGGGAGACUGUUUCUGAGGUGGUGUUAGAAAACUCAGAAAACUCUUAAAAUAAAUCUUUGCUGUAGUCAUUUGAAUGCUUCAAAUUGCAUGACGCUCCCUGGUCUCUUCCAUACCUGAUUCCUCUUCCUGUCUGAGUCCCUGUCUGUCUGUGAGGAAGAGGAAGGUAAGUUGCACACAGUAUCUCAGCAGCAGGAAUCCAGCCAGUCAGGUUUCUGCAGACUGCUGAGUCAGACUCGACUCACUCUUGGCUGGAUCAGUCUGUUGUCAGAGUGAAAAAAACAACUGUGCUGCACAAAAACAGAUUCAUAAACCUGCAGAAAUCUAUCAAGAUAUGUUUUCUUUAGUUUCAGGAUAACCUGACCCUGUUUUUAAGAUGAUUUUUUGUGUCUCAGGAUGGUGCCACCCCUCUGUUUCUGGCAGCUCAGGAGGGUCAUGUGACUGUGAUUCGUCAGCUGCUUUCCUCUGGAGCCAAGGUGAAUCAGGCCAGAGAGGUAAUAACCUCCAGUUUUAUAACAUCCCUACAGAUUCUCUCUCUCCCCUGCAUCAUCUCUAAUACUGACUUCCUCCUUCUCUUUAUCCUCAUCCUCCUCCUCUUGCAGGACGGCACUGCCCCUCUGUGGAUGGCGGCCCAGAUGGGUCACAACGAGGUGGCAAAGGUGCUUCUGUUACGUGGAGCAGAUCGUGAUGCUGACAGACAUGUAUGCAGUUAUUUUAGAGCUUUUGGGGUGUAUAAAACAUGCACUUUGAAGGACAAAAGAUGAGUGUCUUUUAGUGAAACUUCUGGUGAUAUUAUUGUUUAAAUUUACUUCCAGAAAUAUUUGAGUUUUUACUGCAAAUAAAAAAAAAAUCUUAAUGACUGAAUAUUUGAUGCAAAGUAACAAUUGCAUGCAGUUAUUGUCAAAUUAUCCUCAUCCAAGAGCCUCUCAUUCUGGGCUUUUUGACUCUUGCAGCACUUUUUGUUAGAAGUUUGAUCACUACCACAGAGCUGUACAUUUUUCAAUUUACCUAUUCUGAGCUCUUUGAGAACUGAACUUUGGUAUAAAAACUCUUUUUCUAUACUUUCAGCAUUAGUAGUUAAGAGAUUAUGUGUUUUGGAGUUUGUUUAUUGCUUUAAAAUCUGUCUUUGCUGUCUCUACAGGACGGGUCCACGGCUUUAUUCAAAGCAGCUCUAAAGGGACACAGCGGCGUCAUCGAGGAGCUGCUCAAGUUUUCUCCUUCACUUGGCCUUCUUAAGGUAAACCAUGCUGCAGUUUUUUUAAAUUCUGAAAUAAAGAAAGUAAACACCCUCAUGAUUCUGUAAAUUAUUUUAAUUUAGGAUGAGAGAACGUCCUACUUUGAGGUAAAGUUACUCACAGUAUAUUCACAAAUUUUGCCUCCUAGUUUAGUCGAUAACUUGGUCACAUUACAUUUUUUCUUUCACGAAACUAUUGCUUCCUUCCCAGCACAGCAGGCUAUAGACUCACUGUUAUCAGCCCAAGUCAUCUUCUGAGUUGAGCGACUUGUCACAGCUGCAUUUCUCUGACAUGACAUCUAAAAAUAACUUAAUGUUUGAAUGAACUUUGUUCCUGCUGCAUUUAGAUGGCUGUAACUUAGUGCGACCAACAGGAAGUAAUUUACCUGUGAAGAGAUUUGAGUGACUCUACAAUUUACAGAGAAAUUAUUAUUGUUAUUAUUGUUGUUGUUGUUAUUAUUAUUAUUAUUAAUAUUAUUAUUAUUAUUAUUAUUAUUGUUGUUGUUGUUGUUGUUGUUGUACCUUCAAAUUUAAUAUAAACUAAGUUCAGUAAAUUUUCAAAAAGGUGAUCAUUUUCGACACGUGCUCUAUAAUUAUCAAGUCGUUCCAUUUUUGUUAUGUUAAAGUAUAUGUUCUCAACCAAAUAAUGUGAAACCAGCAGGAGACUUUGUGUGAACUGAUAGAGGAAUUUUACAGGAUAUUUAUAUACCAUGUGUUUUCUGUAUCGCUCAAGUAAGAAAAAAGUUUAGAUGAUCCAUGUUUGAAAAGAUUUUCACUGUAAAAUGUUUUUUAACCAGGUGAGAAGUUUUUGGUCUUUUUGUUCUUGUUUUUUUGUUUUUUGUUUUGCAUGCAGAGCAAUAUUUAUGAAAUCUUUAUAUUUUGUGUGGAAAAGAUGGGUGAGAUCACUGUCAGGUUUUAAAAAAUACAAAAAUACCAAAAAAUAAAAGUUUAUAAACAAUGUCAAAUUUUCUGCACAGGUAUGAGAGUGCUAUCAACCUCACUCAAAGAUAAGGUUACAUAGUUUAAGUGUAACUUUGCAGCUCUGGCUACAGAGCAGGUUUUAUUUUUAAGUAUUGGUGGAAAACGACCUCGAACCAGAACUAAGAUCACAAACUGUGUUUUAUUUUUUUUUUGUCUCCAGAACGGCUCCUCAGCUCUUCAUGCAGCAGUUAUGGGAGGAAACCUGCGAACUAUUCUGCUGCUGCUCGGGGCAAACGCAGACCCAAUGCUUCCAAACAAGGUGAGACUCAGAGAUAUAAAGUAGCAAAAGAUAAUAAACAGAAGCAGAAAACUAAUCCUGUGUUUUUUGUUUCUGCAGAAUAAUGAACUCCCCGCAGAUCUGACGAAAAGUGAACGCAUCCUUAAACUGUUACAUCCCCAAAUGAUAAAUGGAGACAGUUGAUGACUGCCCUGAACCCUGCCUUCAAACCUGCCUGUAGCACACUGCUGAGGGGAAAGAAAACAACAAAUACAACAUGUACUUGACAUGGUGCUUGCGUCUGAUUCAAAUCAAUCUGUAAUCUGUGAAAUUACAGGACUAAAUCCUAAGAAAACACAAUCUGAAAUAAACUUCUCUUCCCUCUGCUUCCCUUUUUCUUUACCCUAAACAGUAAAUGAAUUUAUUUUUCUCCAAAGUGCUGUAAGAUUUUUAGAUAUUUUGCCAAUUUUUUCUUUGCCUUUUUCAUAGAUGUUAAAAUGUGUCAAUAAAGUCUAAAUAUUCAACUACUUAA